Molecule: messenger RNA, 462 nt
Organism: Pimephales promelas (fathead minnow)
Lineage: Eukaryota; Metazoa; Chordata; Actinopteri; Cypriniformes; Leuciscidae
Product: histone H2A
Cellular component (GO): nucleosome
Molecular function (GO): protein heterodimerization activity; structural constituent of chromatin; DNA binding
Source: RefSeq, a predicted model, not a curated record
UUGUGUCAUAAUAUUUUAAUAAAAUCAAACAUGAGCGGAAGAGGCAAAACCGGUGGAAAGGCUCGUGCCAAGGCUAAGACUCGCUCUUCCAGGGCCGGAUUGCAGUUCCCAGUCGGCCGUGUUCACAGGCUUCUCCGCAAAGGCAACUAUGCCCAGCGCGUCGGUGCCGGAGCUCCGGUGUAUUUGGCCGCUGUGCUCGAGUAUCUGACCGCUGAGAUCCUGGAGUUGGCUGGAAACGCCGCUCGGGACAACAAGAAGACCCGCAUCAUCCCUCGACACCUUCAGCUGGCGGUGCGCAAUGACGAGGAGCUCAACAAGCUUCUGGGUGGCGUGACCAUCGCUCAGGGUGGUGUGUUGCCUAACAUCCAGGCCGUGCUGCUGCCCAAGAAGACCGAGAAGCCCGCGAAGGGAAACAGCGACUGAAGUCCUCUGAAGCAAUGGCAAGAACAAAGCAGACCGCUC